Messenger RNA from Exophiala viscosa, 1716 nucleotides. Its product is annotated as amino acid/polyamine transporter I. The transcript has 6 exons. Bases 1 to 1602 code for a protein of 533 amino acids. Lineage: Eukaryota; Fungi; Ascomycota; Eurotiomycetes; Chaetothyriales; Herpotrichiellaceae. The record is from RefSeq and is a predicted model, not a curated record. Gene Ontology annotation, cellular component: membrane. Gene Ontology annotation, biological process: transmembrane transport. Gene Ontology annotation, molecular function: transmembrane transporter activity.
AUGGAGACCUCAAAGGACGACUCGGUGAGCGCCAACAACGAUGAAGGUAGACUCAUCAGUCUCGGCCACAAGCCGGAGCUCAAACGGACCUACACUUUCUGGAGCUUGAUGGCAUAUCAAACGACGAUUCUGUGUUCGUGGUCCUGCAACAUUGUCAUGUUCUAUUACAUUUUCACUUUAGGUGGCCCUGUCUGUCUUGUAUGGGGGACUGUCCUGGUAACAAUCGGUCAACUUUUUGUCAUGUCAUCUUUGGCAGAAUACUGUUCGAUAUGGCCCACUGCCGGAGGCCAACAGUUCUAUACCCAAGUCGUGGCCCCAGAAGGAUCUCGACGAUUCUUAUCCUAUCUCGUUGGCUGGUGUGUGUUGGUAGGCGAGAUCUCGACAAGCAGCAGCUGUGCGUUGAACAGUGCAGAGAUUGUGGCUGCAUUGGUUGAAAUUAUUCACCCAGAGAUUGAUUGGAAGCCCUACAUGACCUUCCUCAUAUACACCGGCUUCCUUGUGGCGCCUGCCCUUUCAAAUCUGCUGCCGAGAUAUCUUCCAGCUUUGCAGGUCUUCGGCGCCUUCUUCAACAUUUCCAAUGGAUUGAUCUGGGCAAUUGUCUUCUUGGUGAUGGCAGAGAAGAACAGUGGCAGAUUCGUCUUCACAGAAUUCCUCAACAGCUCAGGUUGGACGUCAAAAGGCUGGGUAUUCAUACUCUCCAUGUAUGUCCCCAUAUACGGACUGUAUGGGUCGGACGGGGUGAUGCAUCUUGUUGAAGAGAUGAAGAAUGCUUCUCGUGACGCCCCUCGUGUCAUGGUGUGGUCAAUGGUAUGGGCUGGAAUUACAGCUUGGCUUUCGGCCAUCGUCAUGUGCUUCACAGUAGGACCAAAAUGGGAGGACUAUCUUGAGGCCACUUCAUCAUACGUGGAAUGGUUCAUGGAUGCACUGGAUUCAACUUACGGCGGAGGCAUCUGGUGCGCAGUAAUGAUGAUGGGCUUGAAUUAUCUCAUUAUUGUGAACAUGAACACCGCCGGCUCUCGUCUAGCUUGGUCAAUGGCACGCGACCGGGCGUUCCCUUUCUCGAAUUACUUCGCCCAUGUCAGCAGGCGCUUCACGAUGCCUCUUCGAGCGAUGAUGGCCGUUAUCGUGAUCAACUUGCUCGUGGGAUUACUGGUCUUGGGCAGUGAUCUGGCCUUUUACGCCAUCAUUUCGGGCGGCGGAGUCGCACUGCAAGUCUCAUACUGCGUCCCGAUCCUGUGCGUCGUUCUCAGGGGUCGGAAACACCUCCCUCCGCGUCCACACUUCGACCUCGGUCGCUGGGGUUACACGGUCAAUAUUCUCUCACUGCUUUGGAGUGUUAUUGUCCUUCUGUUCUACAUCUUCCCACAGUAUGUGCCCGUGGUCGGGGAUCUCGCCAACAUGAAUUGGGCCAUCGCCAUUCUUGGUGGAGUGGUACUUUUUGGCGGAGUUUAUUGGUUACUGAAAGGCAGAUAUGAGUAUCUGGUUUUCGGCAACUCGAUCCUCGAUGACAACGUUGUGGUCCAUGGAGAUGCGAGGGUCAUUGGAAGGGAUGCUGCGACGACUUUUGGAAAGCCGUCCACUGAGAAACGAGAAGAGCUCUGAGGUGAUGCGGAGGUGGACUCACUGAAUACAAGCUGAAGUAAUGCUGCAUGUUAUAUUUCCAUCUAAAGCACUCGAAUGGGCAUACGGGCUAGGCCUUGACGGCCUUCACUAUAG